Molecule: messenger RNA, 910 nt
Organism: Pseudomyrmex gracilis
Lineage: Eukaryota; Metazoa; Arthropoda; Insecta; Hymenoptera; Formicidae
Product: endocuticle structural glycoprotein SgAbd-2-like
Exons: 4
Coding region: 94-639 (181 amino acids)
Cellular component (GO): chitin-based extracellular matrix
Molecular function (GO): structural constituent of chitin-based larval cuticle
Source: RefSeq, a predicted model, not a curated record
AAUGCCGGCGGUGCUCGCCAGCACCGGGAUUACAAGAUUCGAUCUCGUUCAAAUCGACCGUCGCACACAAUUCCGCCGACAAUCGUCGUCAUCAUGCAGUAUCUAAUCUUAGCGUUUGCGAUCUUUGGUUGCGUCUGCGGACAGUUCGGAUCGUAUCGCGGCUUUCCCAGCCAAAAUGCAUACAGACCGACACCGAGGCCUUAUCAGUCGCAACCGCCGCCGCCGCCGCAGCAGCAAUACACAUCCGCCUCGAGGCCGUUCAUAGGCAUUCGAAACCAACAGAAGGAUUCAUCACCGGACGGAUCUUACAGCUUCAGCUACGAAACCGAGAACGGGAUUUCGGUGUCCGAAAGUGGAUAUCCUCAAGCCGGACCUCAGGGUCAAACAGAAGUGGUGCAGGGUAGAUUUUCGUAUCCCGCGCCCGACGGCACCCCCAUCACCAUCGAGUACACGGCCGACGAGAACGGUUUCCGGGCGCAGGGCGCGCACAUUCCUACGCCACCCCCGAUACCGGAAGCGAUCAGAAGGGCGCUCGCGGCAAAUCCACCCGGACCCGACGACGAGAAAUACGACCGACAGCCGUUCCAGCAAAGAUUCGGCGGACCCGCGUACAAUGCCAAUCCGUACCGGAGGUUUUAGUUUCGCUGCCGCGACGCACGUCUCGAGAUUUGUUCCACGACCAGCAGCGAAGCCAGACGGAAUAUCCGCUAGAAGCAUAGGAGCUAAGACAUCGACGGCUUUCUUUUUGGUCACCUCUCUAUUUGCCCUCUCCUCUUCCCUAUCGGCCGCUAAUCCGAAGUGAUACGUGUAUAUAGGACACACACAGCAUGGUGAUUCAACAACAAGAGUAUCCUACAGCAAUAACUGUAUAACUGUCGUUAUGCAAUAAAUCAGUACACACUUGUUUCUA